Carassius auratus (goldfish) is the source of this 2595-nucleotide messenger RNA. RefSeq names its product VPS33B late endosome and lysosome associated (gene vps33b). The transcript has 24 exons. The record is from RefSeq and is a predicted model, not a curated record. NCBI's taxonomy places the organism in Eukaryota, Metazoa, Chordata, Actinopteri, Cypriniformes, Cyprinidae. Bases 203 to 2056 code for a protein of 617 amino acids. Gene Ontology annotation, biological process: vesicle-mediated transport.
UACAUGGAGAUUAAAUGAAUUCCCAUAACUAUAUCUAUGCUGUUUUUGUAGCUAACUUGGAAGUUUCGAUAUGCUGAUAAACUGUGAAAAUGAAAGACAGUUAGAACUGCUGAAGGAAAACCAGCUUCAAUGACAUGAACCAAAUUCAGACAGAAGCUGCAGUAGUCGAGUACAUCCAUCUUUAGCGGUGGGAUCUCUCUAAAUGGCUCACACAGAGAGGAGAGAUGCUCCUGGGCUGCCUGAUUUCUCUCUGCUCAAAAGACUAGCCAGAGACCAGCUUAUCUUUCUACUGGAGCAGUUGCCAGGGAAGAAGGAUUUAUUUAUUGAUGCAGAUUUGAUGAGCCCUCUUGAUCGUAUAGCAAAUGUCACAAUCCUGAAGCAACAUGAAGUCGACAAACUGUACAAAGUUGAGCUCAAGCCAAUUGCCAGCAGUUCAGACCAGCUGUGCUUCCUGAUACGUCCCAGAAUACAAACUGUGAAGUGGAUUUCAGAUUUGGUUAAUUCAGACAAAGUGGCUGGAAGAUUCAGAAGAUAUAAGAUCAUAUUUACCCCCCAAAAGUUUUAUGCAUGCGAGACGGUUUUGGAAGAGCAGGGAGUCUAUGGAGAUGUUACAACCGAUGAGUGGAAUUUCUACAUUCUUCCUCUGGAUGACGACAUCCUGAGUUUAGAGCUGCCUGAAUUCUUCAGAGACAACUUUCUGGAGGGAGACCAGCGCUGGGUGACCACUGCAGGAAGUGCACUACAUCUUUUACAGUCUGUCUAUGGUUCUUUCUCCAAAGUGUAUGGGAUCGGUAGAUGUGCCAAGAUGGUGUAUGAAUCCUGGAGGGAGCUAAUGGAGGAGGGGGAACAGAGAACAAGACAACCUGAAUUUGCAAAAGUAUUUCUUAUUGACCGAGAUGUGGACUUUGUUACUCCACUCUGCUCUCAAGUUGUUUACGAGGGAUUGGUAGAUGAUAUUUUCAGAAUAAAAUGUGGCAGUGUGGAGUUUGGCCCUGAUGUCACUUCCUCUGACAAGAGCAUCAAAGUGAUGCUUAACUCUCAAGAUAAAGUGUUCAAUGAAAUAAGGAACGAGCAUUUCUCCAAUGUGUUUGGCUUUUUAAGUCAGAAGGCCAAAAAUCUUCAAACAGCAUAUGAUAAACGGCGUGGGAUGGACAUCCAGCAGAUGAAGGCAUUUGUUGCAGAUGAACUGAAAGGACUGAAACAGGAACAUCGUCUUCUCAGUCUUCAUAUCGGUGCAAGUGAAUCCAUGAUGAAGAAGAAGACCAAGCAAGAUUUCCAGGACUUGUUGAAGACUGAACAUUCAUUACUUGAAGGCUUUGAGAUCCGUGAAUGCAUCACCCACAUUGAAGAACAUAUCAACAGACAGGUGUCAAUGAUUGACAGUCUUAGACUCCUUUGCCUGUUGUCCAUCACUGAAAAUGGUCUUUUGUCCAAGGACUAUAAAUCUCUUAAAGCUCAGUACCUUCAGAGUUAUGGUAUAGAUCACCUGCUGACGUUUGCAAACCUGAGGCAGCUGGGUUUGCUGGAAGAACAGCAAGCAGGAGAAACACUGACAGUCAUGGAGAGUAAAGUUGGGAAACUUGUCACUGAUAAGACUGUAGGGAAGCUGACAGAUGCCUUUUCCUCACUGGCUAAGAAAAGCAAUUUUCGAGCUCUGAGCAAAAGACUAGCUCUGGUACCAAAGUCUGGUGAGGAAUAUGAUCUUCGCGUUCCGCGAGACAUGGCAUAUGUUUUCAGUGGUGCUUAUAUUCCUCUGAGCUGCAAACUGAUCGAACAGGUUUUGGAGAGAGAUGGUUGGACGGGUCUGGAGGAGGUUACACGCAUGCUGAAUGGACAGGAAUUUGCUGUAACAGGUGGCAGUAGUAGUUCAGAUGCCAGGAACAAAACUGAUGCUCAAAGGAUUGUUCUAGUGAUGUUUCUUGGUGGCUGCACCUUCUCUGAGAUCUCUGCACUCCGGUUCCUUGGCAGGGAAAGAGGUUGCAGAUUCAUAGUGGUCACUACAGCCAUCACAAACAGUGCACGGCUUCUGGAAGCAUUACUGGAGAACGGUGCUUGAGUCUGAGAAAACUUUCCACAAGAGGACACUUAAUGAUCAGUUCCAGGAGAGGGCAAAAAGGACAGAAUAUGCCCUCAUAUCCCGGGCAUCAAAAUCCCAAAACGAAUGUACUUUUAGAGGGGUUAGUAGAUCUUAAAGGGAUAGUUUAACAAAAUAAGAAAAAUCUGCCUUUUUUUUCCCCCAUCCUCAUGUGUUUCAAAGCUGUAUGAUUUUCUUUAUUUUGCAGAACAUAAAAAAAGACAUUUUAAAGAAUUUUUGUAAGCAAACAGCUUAGGUGACCAUUGACCUUAUUACAUGGAGGGAUAAAACACUGAAAUGUUUCUCAAAAUAUUUUAUUUUAUUUUUCACAGAAGAAAGUAAGUCGUGCAUGUCUGGAGUAAAUUAGGACAAGAUUGUAAUUUUCAGGUGAACUAUCUUGUUAAAUGUCUGCGCAGGUGUCAUCUGAAUUUAUGUAAAAAUGUUUUAUACAGUUUGCUCAGAAUUUUCCAUGCAUGUAAUAAAUGAUUCAAGACUGAUCAAUAAAACAGUUAUUGGUGUCA